GGUAAAACAAAAUGGCGGAUUUUCAGAAAACGGGGUCAGAGCUGCAGAUCAUAAAGCAGUUAAAAUAAACCUACAAAUGAAUAUAUACUGCAAUGAUCUAGAUUUGCAAAGAAGCCAUUAUCGCACAUUUUAAUAGUAUUUGUUUCUUUUUAAUUCGUUUAACUUUCUCCUGUUGGUGUUUAAGGGCCGUAUUUGUAGUUUUACAAAGAGAAGAGUGUCCAAAACGAACCUCUGGUUUCCCAGUAUGCAAGAAAGUGGUCAGCACAUUUUCCUAUAGUUGGAAGCAGAAGGCCCUGAUAAGUGCACAGGAUAAACUGAGUCUGCCCCUCCACAAGCUCAUCACGGAAUCCCCGACAAGGUGGGGAUCUCGACUGCAGAUGAUGGAAAGAGUCCUGGAGCAGGAAAAGGCCAUCACACAAGUCCUGGCAGCAGACAAAAAAACACGGCACCUUGCACCCUCCUGGCAAGACAUUGAGGUCUUUGAAUCUAUCACGGCAGCACUUAAGCCCCUCCAGGAGAGACAUACGUGAGGUGUGUCCUAUCUGAAGCCGGUCCUCCAUUUGUUCAAGAUGGAGGUUCUGAAAUUAAAUGGUGGCGAAGCCAACCUGACCCGAGAGAUUAAGAUGAGUGUCCUCAAUUACCUGAAUGACAAAUACACCGACCCUGAAACAGAUGAGCUGCUCACCAUGGCUACCUUUCUGGACUCAAGGUUCAAGACCACCUACAUGACCACUGAGAAGCUGGUGAAGGUGAGAGCUGCCUCCGAGACAGAAGCCCUCCUGGUAUGGGAAAUCAGCCGUGGGAGACUUCUCUCUUGAAAAGGACUAGAGUGAGAGAGAGAAGCAAGCUGCCACUGCUCCACAAUUCGCAAAGAAGUCCAAGAAGAGCCUUGGGAGCUUCUUUAAGAAAAGCAGUAGUACACCUGCCUUAAGAACCCAGAGACAGGUCAUGGAGCGAGAGCUGGACAGCUACACUCUGAUGAUGGCAGCAGACAGUCAGGCUGAUCCUUUGGAGUGGUGGCGAGUUCACACUUCCCACAACCACCAUGGCUGAGGAGCGGAGGCCGAAGCAGUGCACUGUGGUUCUGCCCACGGAGUCAAUGAAGGCCAUGGCAGAGUCCAUAGGAGUGGGGCAGCUACAGGAGGAGAGCUGUGCCACCCUGAGCGAGGAGGUCAGCUACAGAAUAAAGGAGAUCGCCCAGGACGCGUUGAAGUUUAUGCACCACGGAAAGAGAUGUAAACUGACGACCAGCGACAUAGAUCACGCUCUUAAACUGAAGAAUGUAGAGCCUCUCUAUGGCUUCCAGUCGCAGGAAUUCAUCCCGUUCCGCUUCGCCAGUGGAGGAGGGAGAGAGCUUCACUUCUACGAGGAGAAUGAGGUGGACCUCAGUGACAUCAUCAACACACCCCUCCCUAGAGUCCCCCUUGACGUUUCUCUCAAAGCUCACUGGUUAAGUAUUGAAGGUGUCCAGCCUGCUAUACCAGAGAACCCACCCCCAGCCCCCAAAGAGCAGCAGAAGACUGAAUCUACAGAGCCUCUCAAAGCGGUCAAGCCUGGUCAGGAGGAGGAGGGCUCCAUCCAGAAGGGCCAGGGAGCUACAUCUGCAGAGGCUAAAGGUAAGAAGGAUGGUCUGAUGAGGAUGAAGCCUCGCAGUACUCACGAGCUCUCAGUGGAACAGCAGCUCUACUACAAGGAGAUCACGGAGGCCUGCGUCGGGUCCUGUGAGGCCAAGAGAGCUGAGGCUCUACAGAGUAUCGCCACAGACCCCGGGCUCUACCAGAUGCUUCCCAGAUUCAGCACUUUUAUUUCUGAAGGGGUCCGUGUGAACGUGGUGCAGAACAACCUGGCCCUGCUCAUCUACCUGAUGAGGAUGGUCAAGGCCCUCAUGGACAACCCCACGCUCUACCUAGAGAAAUAUCUGCACGAGUUGAUCCCAGCGGUGGUGACGUGUAUAGUGAGUAAGCAGCUGUGUUUGCGGCCUGACGUGGACAACCACUGGGCUCUGAGGGACUUCGCUGCCCGUCUGAUGGCCCAGAGCUGUAAGACCUUCAGCACCACCACCAACAACAUCCAGUCACGCAUCACCAAGACCUUCACCAAGAGCUGGUUGGAUGACAAGACUCAGUGGACGACACGCUACGGCUGUAUCGCUGGACUGUCUGAACUAGGACCUGACGUGAUCAAGACGUUGAUCCUGCCCAGGCUCACUGUAGAAGGAGCUCGUAUCAAAGCAGUGUCUGAUGGACCUGUUGUCUCCAACAUUGAUAAGAUAGGAGCAGACCACGUCCAAAGCCUUUUACUGAAACACUGUGCCAGCGUCAUCGCUAAAACCCGUCCCCUGCCUGACAACGUGGAGCAGUACCGGGCAGACUACGGUUACCUUGGGCCCAUGCUGUGUUCUCAUGUGGUCAAGGCCAGGGCCCAGGCAGCACUACAGGCCCAGCAGGUCAACAGAACCACACUUACCAUCACACAGCCUCGGACCACCCUAACUGUGUCUCAGAGCGGAAUAGGAGGGUCAGGGGGGUCCCGUACCCCCAGCAUCAUCAAGGUACCCAGCUCCCUCACCCUCAUGUCCACCCGACCAGGCACCCCAACGCAGCCAUCGCCCCCGGCAACCAAGUACAUCGUCAUGGCAACCAGCUCAGGGGCAUCUUCCACCCAGCAGGUGAUCACUCGGACUUCCUCCUCAGUGACCAGCACGGUCGCCAGCGCUACCUCCACGCUGCAGCCUCUGGUCAAGCUGGAGUCUGGAGGGGCCGGUGGCCUGGGGGGGUCGCGAUCCCUCCAGAAGUACAUUGUGGUGUCCCUCCCCUCGUCCUCCUCUCUGGAAAGUAAGAGUGGCGUGCUCCUUCCCUCUUCCACCUCCCCCAUCUUGCUGGAAGCCGAGGUGAAGAUGGAUUGCUCAGACUCCCCCGGCGCCAGCACACAGUCCCCGCACUGAGACUCUGGGUGUGUCCCAAAUGGCAAACAAUUCCCUUUAUAGUGCACUACUGUUGACCAGGGCCCAUAGGGCUCUGGUCAAAAGUAGUGUGCUAUAUAAGGAAUAGGGUGCCGUUUGACACAGACACUGGCUUGAUAUUGGCUGAGUGGGGUAAGACAGCCAUCUGAUGGUAAUAACAGAGACCUCUACUUCUGAUUGGACAGAGACUAGGUGCCUGGGAGCGAGGACUUUUGGUGCAGGUGUGGAAACUAGCUUCUGGAGUAGCAAAGGAAUUGUCAGAAAACGGGGGAUAUUACAGUCGCAAGAAAAAGUAGGUGAACCCUUUGGAAAUACCUGGAUUUCUGCAUGAAUUGGUCAUAAAAUUUGAUCUGAUCUUCUUCUAUGUCACAACAAUAGACAAAUACAGUGUGCUUAAACUAAUAACACAAAAACAAUUAUGCAUUUUCAUGUAUUUAUUGAACACACCGUGUAAACAUUCACAGACCAGCGUGUAAAAAGUAUGUGAACCCUUGGUUAAUAACUGGUUGACCCUCCUUUGGCAACAAUAACCUCAACCAAACGUUUACUGUAGUUGCGGAUCAGACCUGCACAACGGUCAGGAGGAGUUUUGGACCAUUCCUCUUCACAAAACUGUUUCAGUUCAGCAAUAUUCUUGGGAUGUCUGGUGUGAACUGCUCUCUUGAGGUCAUGCCACAGCAUCUAAAUCGGGUUGAGGUCAGGACAAUGACUGGGCCACCCCAGAAGCCAUUCUGUUGUUGAUUUACUUCUGUGUUUUGGGUCGUUGUCCUGUUGCAUCACCCAACUUCUGCUGAGCUUCAAUUGGCGGACAGAUAUCAAGACAUUUUGCAGAAGAAUGUUAGGCUAAACUUGGGAAUUCAUUUUUCCGUCAAUGAUAGCAAGCUGUCCAGGCCCUGAGGCAGCAAAGCAGCUCCAAACCAUGAUGCUCCCUCCACCAUUCUUUACAGUUGGGAUGAGGUUUUGAUGUUGGUGUGCUGUGCUGUGCCUUUUUUUUCUCCGCACAUAGUGUUGUGCAUUCCUUCCAAACAACUCAACUGUAGUUUAAUCUGUCCACAGAAUAUUUUGCCAGUAGUGCUGUGGAACAUACAGGUGCACUUUUGCAAACUUCAGACGUGCAGCAAUGGUUUUUUAGGACAGUAAUGGCUUCUUCCGUGGUGUUUUUAAGUGGUAUUCUGUAAGUCUUUAGCUGACACUACGAUUCUUCUUAACCUCAUUGAGCAUUCUGCGCUGUGCUCUUUGCUGGACGGCAACUCCUAGGGAGAGUAACAAAAGUGUUGAACUUUUUUCAACAAUGUCUUACUGACUGAUGAAGAUCAAGUCUUUUAGAGAUACUUUUGUAACCCUUUCCAGCUUUAUGCAAGUGAACAAUUCUUAAUCGUAGGUCUUCUGAGAUCUCUUUUGUUCGAGGCAUGGUUCACAGGCAAUGCUUCUUGUGAAUAACAAACUCAAAUUUUGUGCGUUUUUUUAUAGGGCAAGGCAGCUCUAACCAACAUCUCCAAUCUCGUCAUAUUGAUUGGACUCCAGGUUAGCUGACACCUGACUCCAAUUAGCUUUUGGAGAAGUCAUUAGCCUAGGGGCUCACAUACUUUUUCCAACCUACACUGUGAAUGUUUAAAUUAUGUAUUCAAUAUAGACAAGAAAAAUACAAUCAUUUGUGUGUUAUUCAUUUAAGCAGAUUGUGUUUGUCUAUUGUUGUGACUUAGAUGAAGAUCAGAUCCAAUUUGAUGACCAAUUUUGCAGAAAUCCAGGUCAUUCCAAAGGGUUCACAUACUUUUUCUUGCCACUGUAUGUGAAAAUAUGAUUGAUAAUGGGGUUGGAGGGAGGAAGGGUUGGAGGGAGGAAUGGAUGGUUGCAUGCAGUAAAGUGCACAAAUUGCAUCUCUUUUUCUUAUUGUACAUAUAGUCACACUCGCCUGAAGCUGUGUGGGCAUUUAUAAUGGUUCAACCAACAUUCUAAUUGAUUUCAUGUUCCUUUUUUACACCCUAUAAUAAAACUGAUUUUGUAAUGAUUCUA
Molecule: messenger RNA, 4975 nt
Organism: Salvelinus fontinalis (brook trout)
Lineage: Eukaryota; Metazoa; Chordata; Actinopteri; Salmoniformes; Salmonidae
Product: transcription initiation factor TFIID subunit 6-like
Exons: 16
Coding region: 1046-2944 (632 amino acids)
Biological process (GO): RNA polymerase II preinitiation complex assembly; transcription initiation at RNA polymerase II promoter
Cellular component (GO): SAGA complex; transcription factor TFIID complex; SLIK (SAGA-like) complex
Molecular function (GO): protein heterodimerization activity; transcription coactivator activity; RNA polymerase II general transcription initiation factor activity
Source: RefSeq, a predicted model, not a curated record